AUGGCGUUUCAUCCAGUUACUUCAGUACUGCUCUUUGCAUUGGCUCUCUCAGGGAUUCAGCUUUCAACAUGCCAAGUUUUUAAAGGCAAAGUGUCUUGCCUUGACUGCAGUGGCCAAUAUGACUUCUCAGAGAUUAAGGUCGGAGUGGAGUGUGACAAAGUAAGAAAGUUGGCUGCAACAACCACACAAAGCGACGGUUCCUUUGAAGUUAACCUUCCUCCAGGCAACUCAGCAACUGCAUCUCCUCGGAAUUGCCUAGCCAAGCUGCUUGGUGGUCCGAGCCAGCUCUUUGUCUCAAGAGAAUACAUGGUGUCCAAGAUUGUUCAAAACCAUGAUUCUAACUCAUACACCAUCUCCACUCCUCUUGCUUUCUCCACUACAUGUUCUGCAGAAGGUGCAAAAUGUGGAGUCUCUAAUGAAAUUGGCUCAUCCAAAACAGUCGACCUGCCACUACCAAGGGAGUGGGGCCUUGCACCAUCUAGCUACUAUGUUCCUUUCGUUCCCAUCAUUGGUAUCCCUUGA
Dovyalis caffra is the source of this 522-nucleotide messenger RNA. NCBI's taxonomy places the organism in Eukaryota, Viridiplantae, Streptophyta, Magnoliopsida, Malpighiales, Salicaceae. The record is from the annotation of a GenBank genome assembly.